Porites lobata is the source of this 672-nucleotide messenger RNA. The record is from the annotation of a GenBank genome assembly. Lineage: Eukaryota; Metazoa; Cnidaria; Anthozoa; Scleractinia; Poritidae.
AUGGACAGCGGUGAUGGUGUAACGCACACAGUUCCCAUUUACGAGGGUUACGCUCUUCCCCAUGCUAUCAUUCGUCUCGACUUGGCCGGCAGGGACUUGACCGACUACCUGAUGAAGAUUCUGACCGAACGUGGCUACUCCUUCACUACCACUGCCGAGCGUGAGAUAGUGCGUGACAUCAAAGAAAAGCUGUGCUAUGUUGCCUUGGACUUCGAACAAGAAAUGCAAACUGCCGCAACAAGUUCCAGUUUGGAGAAGAGCUACGAGCUUCCUGAUGGACAGGUCAUCACCAUUGGAAACGAGAGAUUCAGAUGUCCUGAAGCCAUGUUCCAGCCUUCCUUCCUUGGAAUGGAAUCUGCAGGCAUCCACGAGACAACGUACAACUCGAUCAUGAAGUGUGAUGUGGACAUCCGUAAGGAUCUGUACGCUAACACAGUUUUGUCCGGUGGCUCCACCAUGUUCCCUGGAAUCGCUGACAGAAUGCAGAAGGAAAUAACUGCUCUGGCCCCACCCACAAUGAAGAUCAAGAUCAUUGCUCCUCCUGAGCGUAAAUACUCUGUAUGGAUUGGAGGAUCGAUCUUGGCUUCGCUGUCCACCUUCCAACAGAUGUGGAUCUCCAAACAAGAAUAUGAUGAAUCUGGUCCAUCAAUUGUUCAUCGUAAAUGCUUCUAA